This is a messenger RNA of Populus euphratica (Euphrates poplar), 1542 nucleotides long. Its product is annotated as mediator-associated protein 1-like. Lineage: Eukaryota; Viridiplantae; Streptophyta; Magnoliopsida; Malpighiales; Salicaceae. The coding region runs from base 81 to 1292 and encodes 403 amino acids. Gene Ontology annotation, biological process: regulation of DNA-templated transcription. Gene Ontology annotation, cellular component: nucleus. The transcript has 2 exons. The record is from RefSeq and is a predicted model, not a curated record.
CCUGCCCCCCCUCGUAUCAACAUACGUCCAACGCGCAAAAAUUCAACCCUAAGGCCCCCUUUUCUCUCUCGCUCGCUCUAAUGGCAGCAGAGCAAGAUGACACCGUUUUUGACCAGGACCUAGAAGUUGACGACGAAGAUGACGACGAUCAAUCUUCCCAAUCUCAAAACGACGAUCUUGAAGACGAUCUGGAAAUCGAAAACGAUGACACCUUGCCCGAAAAUGAUGACGUCUUAUCCGAAGAAUUACUCGAAGACGAUGACACCUCCACCUCCGCCGCUGUCACCACGGCCUCCAUCCCCGCCGUCACCACCACAACCACCACCACCACCAUGGUGGCCACUGAUUCCACACUUGAUGCAUCAAAACGGCAACGCGUUUCCCCUGAAACGACAGUCCUCUCCCAAGACUCGAAAAAACCGCAAUUUGAUGACACCAGGCGGUUAUUUCAACGAUUGUGGACUGACGAAGAUGAAAUUGAACUCCUCCAAGGGUUUUUAGAAUACACCACAAAAGGUACUGCUAAUCAUCACCAUAACGACACUGCUUUAUUCUAUGAUCAAAUCAAAUCGAAACUCCAACUCGAUUUUAACAAGAAUCAGCUCGUUGAGAAACUACGUCGUUUAAAGAAGAAGUAUCGUAAUGUUCUGAAUAAGAUAAAUUCUGGCAAAGAUUUUUGCUUUAAAUCCCCACAUGAUCAGGCUACUUUUGAGAUUUCGAGGAAGAUCUGGAGUUCUACAGGAAAAAUUGCGGGUUUUAGCAAUGAAGAUGGGAAUAAUUUGGAUGAUGAUGAUGGUGGAAACCCUAACUAUAAUAACCAUACUGUGAUGAUGGAUGGUGAUGUUGUUGUUAAAAUUGAGGAUCAUAAGUCUACUCCUAGAUCAAGAAAGAGGUCAAGAUCGCGAUCUGUUGGUGUGAAGAUGGAGGAGAAUCGUGUGUUGAAUGAUGGGUUUGUAGGGAAUGAGACUAAUGUUACUGGGGGUGGGGGUGGGACUGGGAAUGGGAAUGUGUCGAGUGUAAUUGAGGAGACGGUGAGGAGUUGCUUGUCGCCUUUAUUUAAGGAGUUGUCGAGUAAUAUGGCGGGAGCAGGAAUGGGUGGUGUUGGGAGGGGAGUUGGCAGGCUGGCGAUGAAUGCGACGCCAUUGAGUUUUGGAGCGGGAGAUGCGAUGAUGAUGGAUGAGAAGUGGAGGAAGCAACAUAUAUUGGAGUUAGAGGUUUAUUCCAAGCGGCUGGAGUUGUUGCAGGAUCAGAUUAGAGCACAAUUGGAUGAGUUGCGGUCGAUGGGUGAUUAGUUCGCCGAUGACUGUUUGGGAAUAAGAAGUUUUUUCUCUUGGUUAUUGAUUUAGGGUAGGGGAAGUAACUUUUUUUUUUUUUGGUUUUUUUGGGUCUCUUUUUCUUUGGUCUUAUAUAACUUUGAUAAGAUAGACGUUGAAUAAUGAUUUCAUAAUUUGUUUAGUGAUUCAUAGUUUGUUCUACUGUAGAUAUGGUUUCAUGCAUAGAUUGGAACGACUUUUUAGAAUAAAAGAUACAGGUUUUCUUCCU